This is a messenger RNA of Hirsutella rhossiliensis, 1371 nucleotides long. RefSeq names its product peptidase family m48 domain-containing protein. Gene Ontology annotation, biological process: CAAX-box protein processing. The record is from RefSeq and is a predicted model, not a curated record. The transcript has 3 exons. Lineage: Eukaryota; Fungi; Ascomycota; Sordariomycetes; Hypocreales; Ophiocordycipitaceae. Bases 1 to 1371 code for a protein of 456 amino acids. Gene Ontology annotation, molecular function: metalloendopeptidase activity. Gene Ontology annotation, cellular component: endoplasmic reticulum membrane.
AUGGAUUUCCUCCAGCGCCUCGCCCGCUUCCUUGACCGCCCCCUCUUCCCUUGGAAGAAACUCAUCCUCGGCUUCUCCAUCGGCCAGUACCUCUUCGAGUCCUUCCUCACCCUCCGCCAGUACCGCAUCCUGCAGCAGCCCAAGCCGCCCGCCGUCCUCUCCAAGGAAAUCUCCCAGGAAACCUUUGACAAGUCGCAGGCUUAUGGCCGUGCCAAGGCCCGCUUCGAAAUCGUCAGCGGCCUCUGGGCUCAGAUUCAGAAUGUCGCCUUUGUCCAGCUCGACGUCCUUCCCGCCAUGUGGUCCUGGACCGGCUCUCUCUUGCUCAAGUGGGCCCCUGCUCGCUUCACGGGCGAAAUCAGCCAUUCCAUCAUCUUCGUCUUGACCUUCAUCAUCCUUCAGCAGCUGUUGAACUUGCCCACCCGCCUUUACAACACCUUUGUCCUCGAGGAGAGCUUCGGCUUCAACAAGCAGACUCCCAAGCUCUUCGUCACUGACAUGAUUAAGACCAACCUGCUGACCGCCGUCAUCAUGCCCCCCAUCCUCGCCGCCUUCCUCAAGAUCAUCCAGAAGACGGGCACUCAGUUCGUCUUCUACCUUUGGAUCUUUGCCGCCGGUCUGCAGCUCUUCACCACCACCGCCUAUCCCAUCUUCAUCCAGCCUCUCUUCAACAAGCUUUCGCCCCUCGAUGAGGGAGCGCUCAAGACAAAGGUCGAGGAACUCGCCGCCAGCCACAAGUUCCCCCUACAGGAGCUCUUCGUCAUUGACGGCAGCAAACGCAGCGCCCACUCCAACGCCUACUUUUAUGGUCUCCCCUGGAAGAAGCACAUUGUCAUCUACGAUACGCUCAUUGAGAAGAUGGACACCUCGGAGAUCAUUGCCAUCUUGGCCCACGAGCUGGGCCACUGGAAGCUCGGCCACACGACCCGCCUCUUUGGCAUUGCCCAGGCCCACCUCCUCUACGUAUUCAGCCUCUUCUCCGUCUUCAUCAACAACGCCUCCCUCUACUCGGCCUUUGGCUUCCGCGUCCAGCACCCCAUCGUCAUCGGCUUUAUCCUCUUCUCCGACGCCCUGUCCCCCAUGGACACUGUCAUCAAGCUGCUCCUCAACAUCCUCUCCCGCAAGUACGAGUUCGAGGCCGACGACUUUGCCAAGCGCCUCGGCUUCCGCGGCGAACUUGCCUCCUCCCUCAUCAAGCUCCACGCCCAGAACCUCAGCACCAUGGACGCCGACUGGAUGUAUGCCAGCUACCACUUCUCCCACCCCCACCUGUCGGAGCGCCUCAAGGCUCUCGACUGGAAGCCCAAGCAGGCCCUUACGAGCGAAAAGGACAAGGAGGGUGUUGUCAAGGCGAGCGGUCGCGAGGAGUUGUAG